UAGAAGAAAGAAAAAAAAGUGUUUCGCCGUGCAUACGACAUAGCUGGUGUUUUUGCGAAGCAUUUUGUCAUGUCUAAUUCUUGGGCUGAAGUUACACAAGCACAGAAGGAGAAACGAUGCGAAUUAGUUUUAUCUGGCCCUUUUUAUGAUAAACUAAUUUUAAAAGGUGGCUUGGACCCCGGCAUAUUUCAGAUAAAACAUCUGAACUUCUUAGAAAUAAGCAAAACAAGUUUAAAGGACUUACCCAGUGAUGUGGGCGAAUUAGUAAAUUUAACAAGAAUGGUUGUCUGUAGUAAUGCAUUGAUAGCCUUGCCUCCUGAAAUUGGUAAGCUUAAGAAACUAAAGUAUUUAGAUGUGUCUCAUAACAAAAUAGCUGAAUUGCCGUCGCAGUUAUGUGAAUUAACAGAUCUACAGUCCUUAAAUGUGAGCACCAACAAGCUAUCAAGCCUUCCAACUCUGAAUGAAAAGUCAAAUCUGGUAACUUUAAACAUUAGUUACAAUAAUUUUUCUGUAUUUCCUGUCAACAUAUGUGAUGCAAAAUUAAAACAUUUUACCGAUUUGUUAGCCAAUAAUAAUGAUAUUUCUGCAAUACCACCAGAAAUAGAGCAUUUGAGCAGUUUAAAAGUUUUGGAUUUAGGAGAAAAUGCACUAGUUACUCUACCAGGUGAACUAGGUAGCUGCACCAAGAUAAAGGAACUGAAUUUGAAAGGAAAUCCUUUGAAAGAUAACCGUUUAAACAAAUUACUUCAACAGUGUCAUGUAAAGCAAGUUAUGGAAUACAUAAGACAGCAUUACCCAAAAGUAAAUGCUGAAAAUAAUAACAAGCAAGCAAAAUCCAAGAAGAAAACAAAGCAAAACAAAAAGGUGGAAAUAGAAGAGGAAGGAUAUGCUGACGUGCUUGAUGAAUUAAAAGUGCUUCAUGUAAGUGAUGAAACCUUGAAAGUUAUAACAACACCGAAAGUUGUUGACGUACGACCUUAUAUAGUUUGCUGUAAAGUUCUGAAUGUCAAUUUAAGUGAUGGCAGCCUCCUGAAAAAAUUUAUUACAUUACAAACGAAACUUCAUGACAGUAUUUGUGAAAAAAGAACAGCAGGCACAAUUGCUACGCAUGAUAUUGGAAAAAUACAAGGCGAUUUAAUUUAUGAUGCCAAGCCACCUCAAGAAAUAAAGAUAACUCCUUUGAACCGAAAGAAGGAGCUAACUGCAGCUGAACUAUACACACAGUUAAAUGAUGAAGCUGAUGCCAUACGUAAAGAAAAAAAGAAAAACACUUAUUCUGGAAUACAUAAAUAUUUGUACCUACUGAAGGAUAAGCAGUUGUAUCCCUGUUUAACAGAUUCAUCGGGCACAGUGAUAUCAUUCCCUCCUAUUACAAACAGUGAUGCAACUAAGAUAUCAAGUGAUACAAAGUCUAUGCUUCUAGAAGUAACAGGCAACAAUUUAAAUACCUGCAAAAAAGUUAUGGACCGCUUGUUAGAAGAAAUAUUAAAACUUGGCAUUGGUAAUUCGCUGAAAGAUGUUGAAGGAGAUAUGGAUGAAAGACAGCAGAAUAUUCUAUCAGUUCAGCAGAUUAAAAUUGUGGAUGAAGAAGGGCAGUUGAAAGUUGUAUAUCCAUCAAGGACUGAUAUUCAAAUAGAGAAUAUUUCAGUCACACGUACUUGAAUGCCAUUAAAGUAUUGUAUGCAGAUAAAACUGUUAAUGCUAUAUGAUUAAAUAAAUAAAAUAUGCAUUUUUAGU
This is a messenger RNA of Stegodyphus dumicola, 1737 nucleotides long. RefSeq names its product leucine-rich repeat-containing protein 47-like. Lineage: Eukaryota; Metazoa; Arthropoda; Arachnida; Araneae; Eresidae. Gene Ontology annotation, biological process: phenylalanyl-tRNA aminoacylation. The record is from RefSeq and is a predicted model, not a curated record. Gene Ontology annotation, molecular function: phenylalanine-tRNA ligase activity; protein binding; RNA binding.